Messenger RNA from Lobosporangium transversale, 3078 nucleotides. RefSeq names its product P-loop containing nucleoside triphosphate hydrolase protein. NCBI's taxonomy places the organism in Eukaryota, Fungi, Mortierellomycota, Mortierellomycetes, Mortierellales, Mortierellaceae. The record is from RefSeq and is a predicted model, not a curated record. The transcript is spliced from 6 exons. Bases 1 to 3078 code for a protein of 1025 amino acids. Gene Ontology annotation, molecular function: 5'-3' DNA helicase activity.
AUGCCAUUCGCUUAUUCUCUAGAAAUGUUCAAGGAGCAGAGCAUCCGUCCUUCUCGAUCCUAUGCGAAUGCAGUCACUUAUUCCUCCCUGGAUAGCUCGACUCGAUUAUCAAGUCAUAUUAGACUAGCUCAAGAAUUGAUCGAUACCCUUUAUGAGUGGCUCGUACAAAUAUCAGAGAUCCAACCAAGACCGCCUGUUCUUUCUAUAUUUUUUUAUAACCAGGCUAUGCAAUCAGAUCUUCAAAAGUUGUUGCUUAAAGUUUUAACUGCCUCGACAUCGCAACAACAUCAAAGGCAAGAUCAUGAGUGGUCAUCUGUGACAAAGAAUCGUUCCAUGGAUCUUCUUUGCAAUCUGUACGAGGAUUCUAGUUUCUUGACACUGUCAGAGUUCACUGGGAAUGCCAAUAUCAAGUUGCCAGACCUGCUUCAAUUGACUCAAGGGUUUAAGAAUCAGAAUCUGAAAUAUGACAAACGGCUAUUUAUGAUUGAAAAGGCUGUACAGAAAUUAGUUGUGCUUCCAGUGCUUGGACCCUAUUCAUUUAAAGAUAUCAUGACAAAGUUGGUUGAUGUCAGAAUUCCGGCUCUCAUCAAUGAACGGGAUCGGGAUGAUGACGGUUACAACCUAAAUUCCAUUUUUGAACGUUGGACUAGCGGCGCAAAUGAGGAUGAUAUAAAAAAAAUACUUGGAAAGUGGACUGAGCAGCAAAAUCUUAUUCUUAUUGGACUAUAUGGUUUGCUCAGACACGAACUGAGUGAUUUUCAAUCACAAAUGAUGGCUCCACAGGCACCAUUCAAGAUGCGGAGUCAUUUUAACUUUCAGCAUCAUAUCCUGGCGCAGUUUGCGUUCUUUCAGCAAUGGGAAGCAAUCAUGGUUUGUGGAAAGAGACGUGCAACACGGGCAAGCUUGUCAAGAUUUGAGGCUAUGCAACGCCAGUUUUUAUUCCGUUGCAGGUUCCUUGGACGACAUGUCGGUCCAUUUCCUGGCGCAGAACAAGGAAAGGGUACACGUGUCACCAGAACACCCUCUGACAGUCCGUUUUCGGAAUACAUUGGGAAGUUUGAGAUUACUAGUCGGAUUGAUCCUGGCGCGUUAAUCGCUUCGACCUUCAAGAACUGGAUCCUGAGCCCUGAUUGUGACUCUGUAUGCUAUGUUACAAAGAUUGCUUUCGCUUUUAAUGUCAACUUGCCGGGCCUCAAAAAUCGAUUACGAUUUGACGACCUUUGUGCGUACCUACGCGCAUAUGGCAUGGGUUCGCCUUCUAUUGUAUCAAUUAAUCAUUACGAUACAAAUUCUGGCACUAUAUAUAUUGGUGGAACUUUCAAAAACAUGACUGAAAUCCUCGCAUUAACUGAAGGUGAGCACUACUUGCUGGAGCGUCGUGAGUUUAGUCCGACAUUAGCGGUCUCAAUGGACAAACUGGUGGAGAUGGAUGGAAACUGUCGGUUGUUUAUGGAACUUAUGGAUGAUCCGAAUAAGUGGGGCUUGCAACGCCCAGACCGAAGGGGAGACGUAUUUAUAGAAUCCAUUACGAAUGGUGCUCGACAAUACGAUAUGACGCUAUCACAGGAGCAGGCAUUCUCUAAAGUCAUUAAUAAUCGCCUGCAGAUCAUCUGGGGACCUCCUGGAUCAGGAAAAACGCAUUUUUUAGCGCUUACUGUCCUGAGAUUCAUUGACAUCUUGCGCAGCCUAGCCAGCAAGGGGAAAGGACAAGGACCGCAGACUAUUGUCUUGACAGCAUUUACACACAGUGCCAUCGACAACAUAGUAGAGCGUGUAGCCAAAUUGCAUAAUCAAAUCGCGCCCCAUGUGGGAUUUGAAGAUAUCGUUCGCCCUUUAAGCCUCUAUCGUCUCGGGGAUCCCUCAACUUUGGAUAUCGAGGGCGCUCGUGUGGUUGAACCACAGGAUCUUGUAAAGCUCCAAGCGCGGUCAGAAGAUAAUAGCAAUAAGGACAUCAUCCGUGUGGUCUGUGGUACAGUGUGGCAGGUGCGUCGAGCCGCCCACCCCAAGACUGGCGGCGACUAUAUGAGAAAUGUUCAAAUGGUGAUUAUUGAUGAGGGCAGUCAACUGUUAGCAGCAGACUCAAUCCAUGUGAUUGAAUGCCUUGAUCCGAAAUAUGGUCGAUUGAUUGUUGCAGGCGAUCAUUUACAGUUAGGGCCUGUGAUCGUCGGGGACUAUCCAGAGUCUGAGCGUGUACCCGAUCCCACGGGCUCAAUCAUGAAGAACCUAAUGCGUAAGACGAAUAAUACACCCGUAUCACUCCAGUGGGUCGAGGAUGCUAUGGUCAUGGAUAUCGGACCCUGCACCUCGCAACUUCAGGAAAACUUCCGCAUGAAUAAUCAAUUAGGCUCCUUUAUGAAGAGCAUCUAUGGCCCCAAUUAUCAUGUCCAGAACCCCAAAAGAACACUUCCUUACAGCAGUAGUUUCCGUGGUUUAUCAUAUCCUACCGAGAUCCGUUGUAUUCUUGAUCCUAAUCAUUCUGCUGUAUGUAUCGAGCUUCAGCUAGAGAAUGACCAUCAGUGUCCAGAAAUUAUCAAGGUGGCCAACGACAGUCGAGCUACCGCAGUUGUAGAGGCGACAUUCGUUACAGGCAUUAUAGAAUGUUACCUUGAGAUGGUUGGUCCAGAUACUGCUACCAGCCUUUUUGUCGCAGUCCCACAUCAUAUUCAGAGGUUGGCCAUUCUCCACCGAGUCAAGCUUCCAGCAUUGGAGGCUAAAUAUCCCCAUGCAAUGAUCAAAAUCGAUACGAUAGAAAAGAUGCAAGGACAAGAGGCUGAUUUAGUAGUUGUGUGUUUUGUAUUGUUUGAUGAUUUCACAUUGGUAAACGAACUGAGCUACCUCUAUUCGGUUCAUCGAUGGAUCGUAGCAUUAUCGAGAGCACGGUGCAAGACAGUAUUGUUGAUGACACCUCAGCUCAAGGCACCUAGGAUUAUGAAUGGCUCCGCCAAGGCCAAUCCAAAAGAUUUGGAAACUCUGGAUGGCUGGGGCCUUUUGCAGGCUUUUGAGAAGUACUCUAUUAGCUUAGGGGGCAAAUUGGUCUGGCCAAUUUCAAAGGAGUUUCUAAAAAAUAUUGAACUAUGA